Miniopterus natalensis is the source of this 1608-nucleotide messenger RNA. RefSeq names its product unc-5 family C-terminal like (gene UNC5CL). Gene Ontology annotation, biological process: positive regulation of JNK cascade; netrin-activated signaling pathway; positive regulation of canonical NF-kappaB signal transduction. Gene Ontology annotation, cellular component: membrane. The record is from RefSeq and is a predicted model, not a curated record. Gene Ontology annotation, molecular function: protein binding; netrin receptor activity. NCBI's taxonomy places the organism in Eukaryota, Metazoa, Chordata, Mammalia, Chiroptera, Miniopteridae.
UUGGCCUUGGUUGUUACAGGGCUGCAGGGGAACUGGCAGCACCGAGUGACCAGGCAGAUGUGCUCCCAUGAGAAUUCCUUCCAACCUGCCCAGUUCCUGCUGCUGGUGGGGGUUCCCGUGGCAAGUGUCCUCCUUCUGGUCCAGUGCCUUCGAUGGCACCGUCCUCGCUGGCUGCUGCGGACCUGCUGGAAGCUGGAUAAUCAGGAGCAGCCAGUGCCUGAUCCCACUCCCCUACCAGAAUAUGAGGCCCCAAACCAGUGCCCGUCGGUCAUCAUGUCAGAGAUGGUCGCCUUCUACCAGGAGCUGCACACGCCCACCCAGGGCCAGACUGUCACCCGUCAGCUGAUGCACAAGCUGCUGGUGUUUUCGGCUCGAGAGGUGGAUCACCGCGGUGGCUGCCUGAUACUCAGGGACACGGGCAUCUCUCUGCUCAUCCCGCCAGGUGCUGUGGCUGUGGGCCGCCAGGAGCGGGUGUCACUGAUCCUGGUGUGGGACCUGUCGGAUGCCCCACCACUGUCCCGAGACCAGGCACUGGUGAGCCCCGUGGUGGCAUGUGGACCCCAUGGGGCCUCCUUCCUGAAGCCCUGCACCCUCACCUUCAAGCACUGCGCCCAGCAGCCCAGCCAUGCCCGCACCUACAGCAGCAACACGAACCUGCUCGAUGACAAAGCCUGGAAGCCCCUUGGGCAGGCGGGGGUCCACACCUCCCUGGACGAGUGUCGCAUCCAGCUCUCCCACUUUAGCCUCUACACCUGUGUGCUGGAGGCACCCGUGGGCCAUGAAGCUCGCAAGUGGCUGCAGCUGGCGGUGUUCUGCUCCCCACUGGCGCCAGGGCAGACCCACCUGCAGCUGCGUGUCUACUUCCUCAACAACACGCCCUGCGCCCUGCAGUGGGCAAUUACCAACGAGCAGCCCCACGGCGGGCGCCUGCGUGGGCCCUGCCAGCUCUUCGACUUCACUGGGGCCCGAGGGGACCAGUAUCUAAAGCUCAAGUACAUCUCUGAGGGUUGGGAGAAUGUGGAUGACAGCAGCUGCCAGCUAGUUCCCCACCUCCACAUCUGGCAUGGAAAGUGCCCCUUUCGCUCCUUCUGCUUCCGGAGGAAAGCAGCCAGUGAGAAUGAGGACUGCUCGGCACUAACCAAUGAGAUCAUCGUCACCAUGCACACCUUCCAGGAUGGCUUGGAGACCAAGUACAUGGAAAUCCUCAGAUUCCAGGCAUCAGAGGAGGAGGCCUGGGCGGCACCACCCCCUGUCUCCCAGGCUCCCCCAUGCAACAGGCUGCCCCCCGAGCUCUUUGAGCAGCUGCAGAUGUUGCUGGAGCCGAACAGCAUCACAGGCAAUGACUGGCGGAGACUGGCCUCCCACCUGGGGCUCUGCGGCAUGAAGAUCCGGUUCCUGUCCUGCCAGCGCAGCCCCGCAGCGGCCAUCCUGGAGCUGUUUGAGGAGCAGAACGGCAGCCUGCAGGAGCUGCACUAUCUCAUGACACUUAUGGAGCGGCUGGACUGCGCCUCCGUCAUCCAGAAUUACCUGAAGACCGACGGCAGCCCAGCCCCGGUCCGCGGAGGCGCCUGGGAGAACCAGGCCCUGGAGCUGGACGAGAAGCUCUGA